AUGGUCGACUUAGUUGACUACAAUCCGGACACUUCAGAGGAACAAGUCUGGGUGUACGAUGGCCGAGCAUCAUCCAUCAACGAUUAUACGAAGAAGUGGGUGGUUGACGAUGACAUCAUUGACUUCCCUGUCGUCUCCCAAAUGUUCUUCAUGACUGUCAGGUGGUCUCUUACUGGCGUGGCUUCUGGCAGAUUGGCUUUUGUUGUCAGAUCAAAGCAAGGGAAUUGGAACUAUCCACUUGGAUCCAUCAGUUUGUUCAACAACAUAUUGGAUGGCAACAGGUAUGGAAUGGUCAGCAACGUCUUCAACCAGCCUUCGGACGAGUACUUGUCCAUUUUUCAUCGUUACAACUGGGAGAAGGUGGACGUAAGGAACUGCACGUUCAGCAACAACAAGUUUGGAAGCAUCGCUGUGUACAGUAUGACCAAGUACAAUUCUCUCUACUUUCCCGCCUCGUCCGUGUUGGAGACUUCGCUGAAGAUAGCUGAGGUGUCCUACAGAAUUCAUUCCUGUAUCUUCACGAACAAUGGAGGAGGCAUAGUGGCUUCUCAUGUUGGACUUGGGUUUUCUAACAACGUCUGGAUUUGGGAGGUCUCAGAUCUGACAUUCACAAAGAAUCAAGCCGGAGGGCUUUUUAUUGAAUUUCCUCGAGUCAACUUGAUGUUCACCGACCUUUUCAACCACAGUAUCAACAUUAACGGCUCACUAUUCAGCCACAACGACGACUUCGAGUUUGUGAUCGGUGGCUUCUACUGCAACGCCAGCAUAUCAAGCAAUAAAUUCCACCACAACAAGUGCAAAAGGGGAUGCAUCGAGUUCUCUGGCACUGAGAAGGAUUUUGAAUUUCGUGAUAAUCAAGUCAGCGACAACAUGGGCCGGUACAUGCUGGAGGUCAACAUGAACAGCCACACGCCAUACACGCAGUGGGUCGAAGCCACUGUGGUGUACAACAGUUUUGAGAACAAUGAAGGUCCGCGAAUGCUCUUCGACAGGAACUUGGUAUCCGAGAUUUCAUAUGCGGUUGGUGUGAGAGGUCUUCAAAAUAUCACUAUCAACAGAAAUCUUGUCAACAAUCCUUACAUGUCUUAUGAACUGCUCGGCGGUCAGGCGGCUUCGAAGUUUGAAAACUAUUUGGACGUAACGGAGAACUGGUGGGGUUCGAUCGACCAAGUUGUUAUCCAGAAACGACUUUUUGAUUUUGACGAUUGGAACAACUUCGCUGUUGCAGAAUACAUUCCUUUCCUAAUGAACCCAACAUUUGAAGCUAAACCCUCAACGGAAAAUAAAUUGAGAAACGUUAUCGACCUGUCAAAACCCCUCGGCGGACGAAUAUCCGAAUCUAUCAAGAUACCUUUCAGGAGCCAGCCUUACGUUGUUGAACGAGAUUUGACAGUAAUGGAGGGUUACUCGAUGGUGAUUGACGAGGGAGUCACCAUGCAGUUCUAUCCGGGUGUUGGCAUUCUAGUACUUGGAUCUCUCUUUGCCUACGGAUCUUCAAAUAACAAAAUCACCUUUCAACCUGUUGACAAAUCUAAAAUCAAAAAAACACCCAGUAAAAGAUCUUUGGAAGAUGGUAAGCCGAGAUUGUACAUCCACCCAGAUUUGCAUCCCUACGUAGGUUAUGAGAUGAGGCUGAGGGGAGGGGAGAGUGAGAAUGGAGGUUUCUUGGAGAUCUACAACAACACGGAGCAGAGGUGGACGAUAGUGUGUGAUGAUGCGUUCAACGAGAAGACAGCAGAGGUCGCCUGCAAAACGAUGAAGAAGGAGCACUCAAACGUUGUCGUGCAGCGGAGUAGGUUCUAUGACAUAUUCGUCCUGGGCUAUCAACUCAUGGCCGAACAAGUCAUUGAAUGGUUUUGGAGGGAGACCAUGAUAUGCGAUGGUUCGGAGAGCAAUCUGAACGACUGCAAGCACCGUCUGAACUACGACCUGCAAAGGUGCAUGCUGCAGGGCAACUACGUCUACAUGAGAUGUGGUGAUCGCAACUUGGCAGAGAACUUCGACUACUGGGGGAACAUCAGGUUCUCGUCGACCAGCUUCGAAAGUGACUACUCGAAUGGCAUCGAUUCGAAAUUCUAUCACGCCAACAUUUACGGAGCUGGUGUCCUGCAUGAGGAAAAAGUCGCAGCUGUUCAAUCCAUUUAUAAGGCUCCAGACUCCAAACACGUGAGCAUUCAGAACUCGGCCUGGAACGGUUACGAUUUCAUAGCGCCUGACGAUCAGUUCUCAAUCUUAGACGGUGCCAUCACGAACAACAACGGCUACGCUGUGGGCACGAUCAUUCUGAAUGGUCAGUCGUCGGAAGAUGACUCGCAGUUCGUCACCCUGCAGAACAGUGAGAUGCCGCAGAACUUGCACGGUAUCGUCCGUAUGUGCACCGUCGAGAAGUUCAUCCUCAUUCAGAAGCGAACUCUCGUUUACUACCGAUACUCAUUCGAUAAUGUCGACUGCAUCAAAAUAUUUAGGAGCAAAGAACCGCACAAGCAGAUAGGCUUUCGUUUUCUUCAGUUCAACCUCUUCAAUGACUCCAUAUACACAAACGCUGUUGAACUGUACGACGGAGAGUUCUUCGCGCCCGACCACAUGAUAUCCAAACUGACUUACAACAGCACCAUACAACAACAGAAGAAGUUCUUUACCACAAGUGCCAGAUUUGACACGCUGGGAGUUCGCAUCACGGCCUCAACUGCCUACGGUGGUUAUGGAUUUGUAGCCGAGGUGGUAACGCUCCCCAUAUCAUCACGCUUCAAGCCGGAUUUUGGUUUGAACCAGCAGCAGACGAUAUCGCGGAACAACAUGGCGGACAACUUGCGAGGAGGUAUUCUCUACAGGAACGUCGGAGAGAACAACCCACGCAUCGUCAUCGAAAAGAACCACGUCGUCAACUGCGGACUGAAAGUUCUGAACAACACCUUCCCAGGAGUGAUUGACAUAUUUCUGCAGAACACACGCCUCCUCACCGUCUCCAACAACUUCAUUUCCAACUGCGCCGGUGGCAUAACCAUCAACACCACAACCAAGAGUAGCGAGUCGUCCAUCUACGCUAACGUCACCAACAACUUGAUCAUGAGGAGCACGCACGGCGAACCAAUGCACCUUGAAGGCCACCACUUUCAGAAGUUCCAAGUGACGCAUAAUUACGUGUCGAAUAAUGACGUCCAGUUCAGAAACAUCAUUUCAGCGUUUGGCUUGCAGCUGAACUUCACCUCCAAUGUUCUGGUGAAAAAUGUCGCUCAGUGCAUUCUCAACGCUUCUCUACAAGAAAAGAUUGAUAUAAGCCAGAGAUAUUCAUACAACAGCAUCUACAACAACCACGCAUUUGCAUACAACCGGAGCACGAUAUGUUUGAAAUCUGCAAAGUUUCAAUUCACGCACAACUUCCUCCUCAACCCUUACAACGUCUUCGAGAUGGUCACGUUCAACAGGACCAAGU
This is a messenger RNA of Helobdella robusta, 3433 nucleotides long. RefSeq lists its product as hypothetical. Gene Ontology annotation, cellular component: membrane. The transcript has 13 exons. Lineage: Eukaryota; Metazoa; Annelida; Clitellata; Rhynchobdellida; Glossiphoniidae. The record is from RefSeq and is a predicted model, not a curated record. The annotation marks the transcript as partial.